UGCGGGAGCCGCAAUCGCCGGUGGCCGCCCCGCUCCGCCGCCCAGGAUGUGGUGGUGGGACGAGAGGGUGUCGGCUCGGUUCCGGAGGAACCUGCAGCCCACCCUCACCUAUUGGAGCGUCUUCUUCAGCUUCGGCCUCUGCAUCGCCUUCCUGGGGCCCACGCUGCUGGACCUGCGCUGCCAGACCCAGAGCUCCCUCUCCCAGAUCACCUGGGUCUUCUUCUCCCAGCAGUUCUGCCUCCUGCUCGGCAGCUGCCUCGGAGGGCUCUUCAAGAGGACGUUGGCACAGUCCUUGUUUGCACUCUUUGCCUCAUCGCUGGCAAUCUCCUUGGUCUUUGCCAUCAUCCCUCUGUGCCACAAUGUGGUGGUCCUGGCUGUGGUCAUGGCUGUGGCAGGACUGGCCAUGGGUUGCAUCGACACCAUCUCCAACAUGCAGCUGGUGAAGAUCUACCAGAAGGACUCAGCCAUCUUCCUGCAGGCCCUUCAUUUCUUCGUGGGCUUUGGAGCACUGCUAAGCCCACUGAUAGCUGACCCCUUCCUCUCGGACACCAACUGCAUCCUCUCAAACUCCACGGCCAACACCUCCAGCAACCUCCCUCACAUCCGCAAGUCCCUGGUGCCGCACCAUCCAGGCAACCUGUCUCACUACGACCUGCCCAUGAAAGGCAUGGUGGUGACACGUGUCUCCUACGCCUUCUGGAUCAUGGCCUUCAUCAACCUGCCAGUCCCCAUCGCCGUGUUUUUCUUGCUCUACAAGGAGAGGAUGGUGCCCUGCUUCAACGGCAGCAGCCACCCGCUGCUCUCGGCCGACGAGCUGGCCAUGGAGACACGACCUGGGGAGAAGGACGAUCUCUCCACCACUGUGCAGAGACCCCAGGCAGCAGGAGGUCAUGAUGACUUAUUUAGCUGCUGCCAAAGCAAAAACUUCAGAGGGGCUUCUUACACCUACUUCGCAGUCCACAUCACUGGGGCUCUUGUUCUCUUCAUGACUGAUGGGAUUGUGGGCGAGUACUCGGGCUUCGUGUACAGCUACGCGGUGGAGGAGCCCCUCUCGGUGGUACACAAAGUGGCCGGGUACCUGCCCAGCCUCUUCUGGGGCUUCAUCACGUUGGGCAGGCUCAUCUCCAUCCCCAUCUCCUACCGCAUGAAGCCGGCCACGAUGGUCUUCAUCAACGUGGUUGGAGUCCUCAUCACCUUCCUCCUGCUCCUGAUUUUCUCCUACAGCGUUGUCUUCUUGUUCGUGGGGACGGCGUCGCUGGGGCUGUUCCUCAGCAGCACGUUCCCCAGCAUGUUGGCCUACACUGAGGACAUCCUGCAGUACAGAGGCUGUGCCACAACCGUGUUAGUGACUGGAGCUGGAAUUGGAGAGAUGGUCCUACAGUUACUGGUGGGGUCGAUCAUACAUGAUCGGGGCAGCUACAGUUUCCUGGUCUGCGGGAUGAUCUUUGGAGGCUUGGCCUUUACCUUCUACGCUUUCCUCGUGUUUUUCCACAGGAUGUACCCCAAGCCCUCGUCAGAUCUGGACGACGCCUCGCCUGACAAACCAGCAAUAACGGAUGACACGGGGCAGUACCAGCGCUGAGGGAGCAACCAAGCCCUAGAGAAGCAAUAAAAACACCACACAAUUAAGCAUCUUACUCUUAAGGAUGAUUUCACACUUCAAUGACUGAAUCAUGCAAGUUUUCUGCAAUCAAAAGCACACUCGAUUGGGUAAGUCGGAAUCAAGAAAACAUCCUAGAACAUUGCGUCGAGCCAAGCACAAGCUGCCCAUCUCACAUCUUACCAAAAAACACCAGUGUCAGUGUCAGCCUGAUGCUGCAGGACACAGCAGGGGUGACAGGGGACAGUCACUCCUGCAAACGAACAUUUUUUACCAAUUCAGGAUGGAGGGAGGGGAAGGAAAAGGUUCUCUCUGUUCCACACACAAGACUGACUGUCUCCUGGCAUAGCCAGUGAACUCAAUAGAUUUUUUAUUUUUUUUUCUUUUGGCCUGUAAUGGACAGAAGCCCCUACAAUUCCCAGCACAGUUCUGGAUUUGGAUUCAUUUUUGUGCAAUGCUGACUCGAGGAUCUGUCACCUCCACGGAUACUUCCAAAGGGGAAAAAAAUUAUCCAAUGGGUGGAACCCACCAGGCACACAGUGGUAGCAGGACCUAUCGAUAUUUGCACAGUUAAUUCCUGUAUAUUACACAGUAUCAGACAUGGUCACUAAGACAGUGUCUUAUUCAGCAUGCUAAGCCUUCUUGAUUAUUAAAAUCAUUAGCUUUUUUUAUUUUUUUUUCUUUUAAGUCAAGAAUGAGUUGUGCUGGUUUGUUUUGCUUUAGGUCACUAGUUGAGCUGCUCCAGUCUCAGUGUCUUUUAGGGUGGGUUUUUUUUAUUACUAGCUUCCAGUUGAAGCUGAAACCAGAGGUAUUUGGGAGCCAGCCUCCAGCUGCUUAAUCUGUGCAAUACUUAUUAUACCAGGUGCCUUCUGAAAGGUACUCUCAUACCCCACGCAUGACCCAAGCGCAAGCGAUGGAGAAGGGACUGGCUUUAGACAAGCAUAAAGCUACAAAACAUCCCUUUCUUCAGUGAGUGAUUGGACAUCAUGUACUUUUUGCUUUAACUGCUGUAUGUGGAUGUACAUAUGUACCUGUGUAUAUAAAGCAGUGUUUAAUUAAAGGUGAUUGAUUGCUACAUUCUCA
Molecule: messenger RNA, 2683 nt
Organism: Calidris pugnax (ruff)
Lineage: Eukaryota; Metazoa; Chordata; Aves; Charadriiformes; Scolopacidae
Gene: SLC60A1
Product: major facilitator superfamily domain containing 4
Exons: 10
Coding region: 47-1582 (511 amino acids)
Source: RefSeq, a predicted model, not a curated record